This is a messenger RNA of Solanum stenotomum, 1775 nucleotides long. RefSeq lists its product as uncharacterized. The transcript has 7 exons. The coding region runs from base 60 to 1076 and encodes 338 amino acids. The record is from RefSeq and is a predicted model, not a curated record. Lineage: Eukaryota; Viridiplantae; Streptophyta; Magnoliopsida; Solanales; Solanaceae.
CCCCCAAACCACAAACGUAAAAGAGAGGAUUUGAUAAGUUUGAGAGAGGAGGAGGAGUCAUGGGAGAAGAAAUUAUGGCAGCGGCAAACUACUAUUCGAAGGACUUUGAAUGGGAUCAACUUCGGCAAGAGAUCGAAAAUAAUCCUUCUCUUGCUCACCAUUUACUUCCUUUUCCUAAUUCUUCUAUCACCCAAAAUCAACAUACCCUUUUGUCUUCUCCACUUUCUUUAUGUUCUCCGCAGGAAGAUUCUGAAGCAUGGAACAACUUCCACACUCGCCAUUCCACUGGCAAAUUCUUCAAGGAGCGUCGGUACUUGCUUAAGGAAUUCCCAGAGCUUGCCUCUUGCGGGGGAUGCUCGACAGUUUUGGAGAUCGGAUGUGGAAAUGGUAGUACAGCUCUGGCAGUACUUCGAGGAAACAAGAGCAUCUCUCUGUAUGCCUGUGACUGCAGCAAAGAGGCUCUUGAGAGGGCUAAAGAGAAUAUUGAAGCUGCUGAUAUCAACUUGGCUAAAGAGCGUUUUUACCCAUUCCAAUGUGAUUUUUCUGCUAGUGGAUUUCCAAAUUGGUUAGUCUGCACUUCUUGCCGUGAAAGUUCCUUCCAGAAGCAGAAUAUGUGCCCCUCAGGUGCAAGAGGCUGCAGCAAGCAAGAUUUCCCUAAUCCACUGAUAUUUGCCAAGAACAAUAGCUGCAUUGCCGGAGUAGAUUUUGUUACCUUAAUAUUUACUCUAUCAGCAGUGCCACUUCACAGGAUGUCAAGAGCAAUCACAGAAUGUUUCUCUGUUCUAAAGCCUGGAGGACUGUUGUUAUUCAGGGAUUAUGGUCUUUAUGAUAUGACCAUGCUUCGGUUUGAGCCAGAGCAAAGAGUAGGAUACAGGGAGUACAUACGUUCUGAUAGAACAAGGUCUUACUUCUUUUGCUUGGAUAGUGUUAGAGAUCUCUUUUGCGGCUCAGGAUUCACUGAGCUUGAGCUUGAAUAUUGUUGUGUCCAGUCAGUAAAUCGACGGAAUGGGAAGAUCAUGCGAAGAGUAUGGAUUCAUGGGAAGUUCCAGAAGCCACAUGUCCAAGUAGGUCCAUAACCCUGUGGUUUUGAUGGGAGAAAGUGAGCUUGCAAGCAGCUAAAUUAAUGUUCCUUAAGCUUAAGAAACUGAAAAAAAAGAUGACCAUGUAUUAUUUAUACCCUUAAUCAUCCUCCAACAGUGCUAAAUCAAUGAUGUGUAGAAGUGGCACUUUGUCUCGUGAAUCAUAUGAAGUAGUGCUGUGAUUAUAUGAUGAUAUACAGAAAAGGAUGAGCAAAAAUUUGACAAGAUGGUCAUAUUCUUUCUGUUGACUCUGUCAGGUGUUAUCUUAAGCUUGGGGCUGUUUUAAGGUCAGUUUACACUAUGAUGGUGCAGUUUGGUUUGAGAAGCUUCUCAAGGGUGAAUUAUUGUUGUUCCUUUGGAAGAGAAUUUAAUUGUGAAGAGUCAACUUGAAGGCAGGAAGUAAAAAAUGCAUGUUGGCAAUUAAACGUUUUUUUUUUUCGUCAUUAUCAGACAUUCAAAAUUGUAAUGUAGAAUAUAUUGUCAUGCUACGUUUAUCGUCUGACUGAAUUGGUGAGCAGUUUUUUUCCUGCAAUCAUGCAUGCCAUCAUACAAUAGAGGAGAAAAUUUUGAGGAUUCAUAUACCUGACCCAACUAGUUUAAGGCUUAGUAAUUGUUGUAUGUCAUAUCAUUAUUCACUUUGCAACAAUAAUUUUAGAACUAAAACAUCACUUGCUAAGUUCUGGCUUUGCAGAACCA